AGUUCAUCCAUUUGCAUGGUGGAACGCGUGCCUGUCAUAUAUACAGAGUACUGUAAAUGAAAUUUCUCCCUAUAUAAAAGACUCGCCCACAUUCUCCGCCAACCCAACUUUUUUCUCUUUUUUCAUCACACAAAAACUUUACAAACAUGGCACCCAAAGCUGAAAAGAAGCCCACUGGAGGAAAGGCUCCCGCUAAGAGCGUCGAGAAGAAGGCCAAGUCUGCCGACGGUAAGAAGCGCAAGGCUUCCCGUAAGGAAACCUACUCUUCCUACAUCUACAAGGUCUUGAAGCAGGUCCACCCCGAUACUGGUAUCUCCAACAAGGCCAUGUCCAUCCUUAACUCUUUCGUUAACGAUAUCUUCGAGCGUAUUGCUGGUGAAGCUUCCAAGCUCGCCGCUUACAACAAGCGCUCCACCAUCUCAUCCCGUGAGAUUCAGACUGCUGUCCGUCUCAUUCUCCCUGGUGAAUUGGCCAAGCACGCCGUCUCUGAAGGUACCAAGGCCGUCACCAAGUACACCAGCUCCAAAUAAAGGAACAAUGCUCAGCUAAGAGGAGAUAGGAUUCAGAUAACGAAAACUGUAGGCAUUUUGGCAACAAAAUUACACAUAAUGACAAUAUUUCCAACAUCUCGCGACACACUUCCUCAAUCAUCUCUUUUUCAAUCACAACAUUGUCGUUGACUGGUAUACACCGUACUGGGUUAUCGACUCUUAGCAUCGCACGCUUUAUUUAUCCCUUCAACUCGUUUCAUCUGUACAGACUCUCCCCUUUUUUUUUUUUACUGCUGUUUGUUUCUCUAAUAACAUUCCUAUAUCAUCUGUAAUGGACAAUGUCAUGUGCUCGUGUCUAGUGUUGGUGUAAUGGUUUAAGCGAUAAGCUGCGGAGCGAUUGUGUCUUUAGUGCAAAGUAUACUUGAGAAGCAGUCAAGUAAUAGCUACAUAGUGAAAGGUUCAGUCCAGCAUAAACGCGAUUCACGCGGUAAUUGAAAAAGCCAUUGGGUCA
Molecule: messenger RNA, 1002 nt
Organism: Umbelopsis ramanniana AG
Lineage: Eukaryota; Fungi; Mucoromycota; Umbelopsidomycetes; Umbelopsidales; Umbelopsidaceae
Exons: 1
Coding region: 147-530 (127 amino acids)
Biological process (GO): nucleosome assembly
Cellular component (GO): nucleosome
Molecular function (GO): structural constituent of chromatin; DNA binding; protein heterodimerization activity
Source: RefSeq, a predicted model, not a curated record